CCCACGAAGAACCUUAUCGCCAACACGCACAGGUGACACUGGUGUCCACUGUAGAGAUAAACAGACUUCAUUUCAUCGUCAAGGGACAUUUCCACGAAGGUUCUCUCUCGCCCAAGUCCAGCAAGCAGUGCAGGCAACUCGCCAAGGUCACGGUUGCAACUUUCUUAAAACACAGGACUGCGCUGCGACCGCCACUUUCCAUUGGCAGGCGAAAGAGAACAUUUCUGUCAUGUACGAGUAUCAGACAGGUGUCCAAACGGCGGGGGUGACGGUGGAGCAGCUGGACUUCCCGCCCUUGGUGCUGGGCGAGGGACCCUACUGGAUCGAGAGCCUCCAGGCCCUCAUGCUCGCCGACGUCUACAGCAACAUCCUCAGGAGGCGCUUCUUCCCCUCUGGCAGACACCAGGUCCUCCACCUUGACUCCACUGGCGACCCCCUGGACGUGAUAACGGCUGCGAUCCCAGUGGAAGGCGAACGGGAUGUGUUCGUGGGCGUGGAAGGGAAACAUAUCUCGUUCCUGCAUUGGGCGCCCUAUGAUCCCGACGACCACAAUACGACCUCGGCGAUCAUCCACACGACUAAGGACUUUGCCUUCAACGACGCCAAGUGCGACCCUCAAGGCAGACUCUGGGCAGGCACGACAGUACCUUUGGACGAAAAUGUACAGGUGACGGAGGCCAACGCUUCGGGUCUGUACAGGAUGGACAGCAAGCUUGAAGUCACUAAGUGGGCUACAGUGUCCCUGUCAAACGGCCUGGCCUGGAGUCUGGACCGGAAGAACUUCUAUUACGUGGACUCUCACACACGCACCGUCGACGUGUUCGACUACGACGAUGAGUCCGGAGCCAUCAGCAACCGCCGCGUCAUCUUGGACUUCAACAAGGCCGGCCUGAGGGACCAGUUCCCGGAUGGAAUGGCGAUCGACGUCGACGGGAACCUCUGGGUGGCGUCCUUCGGUGGACACCAGGUCAUCUGCGUCGACCCCCGCACCGGCAGGAUCCUCCGCCGGGUCGCCAUCCCUGCCAAGAACGUGAGCUCGGUGUGCUGGGGGGGACCCGACUACGCCACCCUCUUCGUGACCUCCGGCACCCUCGGGAUGAAACCGGAGGAGAUCAGGGCCAACUCUCUCUCGGGAGGAACCUUUGCCGUGACGGGUCUUGGCACCAAAGGCCUCCCCGCUGCGCAGUUCAGGGUCAACUUCCUGCAGUUGCAAGCGCAGCAGCAGGUGGCCGUGGGAAGGAAACAGGGGUAGGCGCUGCGGUGCGUCAGAACUGCUGGGUAUUAUUUGUAUAGAAUUAUUUGAAUAUUAAAAGUAAAAUAUUCAGAAUAAUUACCAAAAUUCAUCCAUGACUUCCAUCUUAGAGAAACAUUUUAAUGUACUGACCAAUAGACUGAAAUAGGCUUACUCUGACCAAAUUCUGAGAUGCCGUUUCCUUUAAUUUUCAUGUUUACUUGCUAUGAAAAGCUGAAAAUGCUGAUUUUUUUUUCUUCUUACCGAAAGGCCAAAAUUUUCUUCUCGAAUUAAGAUCUGAUAUUCUUCAGCAACAAAUUUUGUGUUAUAUUUC
Penaeus chinensis is the source of this 1565-nucleotide messenger RNA. Its product is annotated as regucalcin-like. Lineage: Eukaryota; Metazoa; Arthropoda; Malacostraca; Decapoda; Penaeidae. Gene Ontology annotation, biological process: L-ascorbic acid biosynthetic process. The transcript has 8 exons. The coding region runs from base 230 to 1252 and encodes 340 amino acids. The record is from RefSeq and is a predicted model, not a curated record. Gene Ontology annotation, molecular function: gluconolactonase activity; enzyme regulator activity; calcium ion binding.